Molecule: messenger RNA, 1383 nt
Organism: Canis lupus familiaris (dog)
Lineage: Eukaryota; Metazoa; Chordata; Mammalia; Carnivora; Canidae
Gene: OR7D4
Product: olfactory receptor family 7 subfamily D member 4
Exons: 1
Coding region: 6-944 (312 amino acids)
Biological process (GO): G protein-coupled receptor signaling pathway
Cellular component (GO): membrane
Molecular function (GO): olfactory receptor activity; G protein-coupled receptor activity
Source: RefSeq, a predicted model, not a curated record
GCUACAUGGGAGCAGGAAACCAGACAGAAGUAUCAGUAUUCCUCCUUCUGGGCUUCUCAGAAGAUCCAGAACUGCAGCCUCUCCUCUUUGGCUUGUUCCUGUCCAUGUUCCUGGUGACUGUACUGGGAAAUCUGCUCAUCAUCCUGGCUAUCCUUUCUGAUUCCCACCUCCACACCCCCAUGUACUUCUUCCUCUCCAACCUGUCUUUUGUUGACAUCUGUUUCAUCUCCACCACUGUCCCGAAGAUGCUGCUAAACAUCCAGGUACACAGCAAAGACAUUUCCUAUAUAGGAUGCAUCACUCAGGUAUAUUUCUUUAUGAUUUUUGCUGGAAUGGAUGAUUUCCUCUUGACUGUGAUGGCCUAUGACCGGUUUGUGGCCAUCUGCCACCCUCUGCACUAUACCAUCAUCAUGAACCCACGACUCUGUGUCCUCCUGGUUCUGAUUUGUUGGCUCACCAUUUUCUGGGUCUCCCUGAUUCAUAUUCUAAUGGUAGGGCAGCUGACCUUCUGUACAGGCACUGAACUUCCACAUUUCUUCUGUGAACUGGCUCAGAUUCUCAAGGUGGCCUGCUCUGACACCCUCAUCAAUAACAUCUGCUUGUAUGUUGCCACUGCUCUGCUGUGUGUUUUUCCUCUCACUGGGAUUCUUUUCUCUUACUCUCAGAUCGUCUCCUCCUUAAUGAGGAUGUCUUCCACUGAGGGCAAGUAUAAAGCAUUUUCCACUUGUGGGUCUCACCUUUCUGUGGUCUCCUUGUUCUAUGGUACAAGCCUGGGGGUCUAUCUCACUUCUGCUGUGACCCAUUCUUCCCAGAGAAGCUCAGUUGCAUCAGUGAUGUACACUGUGGUCACCCCCAUGCUGAACCCCUUUAUCUACAGCCUGAGGAACAAGGAUGUGAAGGGCGCCCUGCGAAGGCUCCUCAACAGAGCAGCCUCAUGUCCAUGAUGGGCCACUGGCCUCAGAACCAAGUGGACAUUGCAGGCCCCAAAGGCAAAUGUGAAUUUAAAUAUUUUUCUCCUUUAAUAGACAUCUUUGAUUUAUCUAAUUCCCAAAGUACCCAUGACUUCCUUUUUGUUUUUGUAUUAGUCUCUCCUCAACAAUCCCUCUGUAGUCCUUUUUGACUUUUCUUCCCUAUAUGCUGUCCAAAAAGUUCCAUGUUUUAUCAGCUUUCUUGUAGCCAUUCUUAAGAUUUCUAACUUUAGGUUUAAAGUACUCAUCAUAUCAAGUGCUGCUGUGGCUGCCCCCAAAAUUAUACUCUAAAAUGUUGAUGUUCUCCGCAUCCUCUCCAACAUUUGUGGUUUCCUGCCUUGUUAAUUUUCCCCAUUCUCACUGGUGUGAGGUGGUAUCUCAUUGUGGUUUUGAUUUGUAUUUCCCUGAUGGCAAG